AUGGCGUCAGAGUUGGACCUCGCGUCCACUUUCAUUCCCUCUCUUUACAAGCCCGCUUCUCUACUUCCAAUCGCGAGACACAGGCAGAGCCUGCUUUAUCUCGUGGAGACAUAUCCUGUCACCAUUGUGGUUGGACAGACUGGCAGCGGCAAGACCACGCAACUACCGCAGUAUCUGGAUCAAGCAGGAUGGUGUGCAGAUGGGAAAUCCAUAGCGGUCACGCAGUUACAGCCGCGCCGUGUUGCGGCCACAACCGUGGCUACCAGAGUGGCCGAAGAAAUGCGUUGCAAAGUUGGUGAGGAAGUAGGCUACUCGAUCCGCUUCGAAGACUUGACUUCGGUAUCAACAAGGAUCAAAUUCUUGACUGACGGGAUGCUUCUUCGAGAGGCUCUUGUAGACCCUCUUCUGUCCCGGUAUUCUGUAAUCAUGGUGGACGAGGCGCAUGAGAGAUCUCUUAGCACUGAUAUCCUCCUGGGUAUUCUCAAGAAGAUUUUGAAGAGACGCCCUGAGCUGAGGAUCAUCGUCAGCAGUGCGACCUUGCAAGCUGAAGAGUUUCUGCGCUUCUUCGCCGGUGAUGAAUUCAAAGAGGAUUCGGACCCUAGUGAAAUGGGAGGGAGUGUUGGAAGGAUCAUCAGCCUGGAGGGACGGAUGUAUCCUGUCGACAUUCUUUUCCUAGAGUCCCCAGCCGAAGACUACCUGGAACGUGCUGUCAAAACGGUGUUCGAUAUCCAUCUGCAGGAGGCAGAAGGCGACGUGUUAGUUUUCCUUACGGGUCGCGAAGAAAUCGACACGGCGGUUCAGAUGAUUUCAGAGCGUGCUGCGACCCUGCACCCAAAGGCACCAUCUCUACUACCUCUGCCACUCUACUCUGGCCUCAGCACCGAUCAACAGAUGUAUGUUUUUGAGCCAGCCCCGGAAAAUACGCGCAAGGUCAUCGUGUCAACAAACAUCGCCGAGGCGUCAGUCACAAUCAAUGGCAUAGUCUACGUGGUUGAUUGUGGAUUCGCAAAGCUCAGAGCCUAUAACCCCAGCACUGGUAUCGAAACAUUGACCGCAGUACCUAUAUCGAAAGCCGCAGCAGUUCAGCGCGCUGGUCGAGCGGGACGAACGAAACCAGGAAAGUGCUUUCGCCUCUACACACAGCAAGCAUAUGAGCAGCUGCCAGAAGCUACUGUCCCCGAGAUCCAGCGGUCAAACUUAGCCCCUGUGAUCAUGCAACUCAAGGCUCUUGGUAUAGAUAAUAUAGUGCGCUUUGAUUUUCUGACUUCUCCGCCUGCGGAUCUUGUGAUCCGUGCCUUCGAGCUUCUUUAUUCUCUCGGGGCGGUGGACGACUAUGCGAAGCUUACCAAGCCUCUGGGUACGCGGAUGGCAGAGCUGGCAGUGGAUCCGAUGAUGUCCAAAGUUCUGCUUUCCGCCCAGUCUUUCGGCUGUUUGAGCGAAAUUCUUACCAUUGCCGCCAUGGUCAGCCUCCAGGGAUCCGUGUGGGUGCAACAUGAUGGGGACAGGAAGAUGGCCGAGAGCAGUCGGCGCAAGUUUGCCGUCGAAGAGGGCGAUCAUUUGACCUAUCUUAACGUAUACCAGGCAUUUGUCACGAAAGGCAAGAAGGACUCCAGGUGGUGUCGGGACAACCUUCUGAAUUAUCGAUCUAUGCAACGCGCUGUAAGCGUCCGGUCUCAGCUGAAGCGGUAUCUUGAACGAUUCGGUAUUCAAGUGGAUGAAAGCCUUGCUUCCAGUUACAAACCAGCGGAACUCGGUAAACCCUCUGAGCAGAUCCAAAGAUGCCUCACGACUGGUUAUUUUGCCCACGCAGCAAGAAUGCAGCCCGAUGGGACUUUUAGGACGGUUAGCGGUGGUCUUACAUUGCAUGCACAUCCCAGCUCAUUGAUGUUUAAUCGAAAAGCAGACUGGGUCAUCUUCCACGAAAUAUUGCAAACGGGCGAAAAGACGUAUAUUCGGGAUAUCACGAAGAUCGAAAAAAGCUAUCUUCUGGAGUAUGCACCCAACUACUAUAAGGUCCAAUGA
Messenger RNA from Aspergillus terreus NIH2624, 2022 nucleotides. RefSeq names its product putative ATP dependent RNA helicase. Gene Ontology annotation, cellular component: intracellular anatomical structure; catalytic step 2 spliceosome. The record is from RefSeq and is a predicted model, not a curated record. The transcript is spliced from 3 exons. The coding region runs from base 1 to 2022 and encodes 673 amino acids. NCBI's taxonomy places the organism in Eukaryota, Fungi, Ascomycota, Eurotiomycetes, Eurotiales, Aspergillaceae. Gene Ontology annotation, molecular function: RNA binding; ATP binding.